AAACCCACAGCAUCACUACUGAUAUUUUUAAUAGUCUCGCCUGGCUAAGUCUACGGCGGCAAGUCUUUAUCCCCGGACAAAAGCAUACCAAUAUUAGGAGAUAAACAACUCAAUUCAGCUUAACACGACCAUUGGAGAUUUAUGAUAUGUUAGUCAAUAAGUUAAGUACCUACUUCGGUUUCAUAUUGAUGUUUGAUGCUGUUUGAUGCUUAAAUUUUAGCUAUUUAAAGUAGUAAUUGCACCCCUGUUUCCUUUCCAUGUUUUUCUCAUGUCUUCUUGUGAAUUUGAUAAAUGCUUACUGCCAAUAAUGGUUUACUCUAACUUAAUGUUGUUAUCAGCAUUGAAAAAUCUGAUGAAUCAUGUUGAAAUACCUUAAGAUUUUAGAUGGAUUGGUUCCCAACAUGCUAGUUCUGGUUUGGCGGAAGUCUCAAGUUCGACUUUCCGUCACCCCCAAAAUCUCAAAUUCGACUUUCUGUCACCCCAAUAUUUUCACAAUUUAAUAUGGACACGAAGGUUAAUUGCCCCAAAGAUGGGGUCCGUGAUCCACUCUUCAACCCAAAAAUGAGAUUUCGAGUGAAGAGGAGUGUUGAAAUAUAGAAUAAGAUCCAUUUGAGGCAUUCUUUUACCUUAAGGUUUUAGAUGGAUUGGUUAUCAACAAAACACUUCUGUUCAUUUAGAGGCAGAGGCUAGUAUAUGUUAUGUUGUUAAUCUCUCUGCAGGCUCUUCAUCAAAACGAGAUCAUAGAGAUCAGAGAGCUGCUUAAUAUCUUUUAGUCAUGCUGAAACUGAAACCAGGAGACUUGUCAUCUGAGAAAUAUAAGUAUGAUGUUUUCUUGAGUUUCAGAGGCAAAGAUACGCGCACAACUUUCACGGAUCACCUCUAUACUGCUCUUCUAAAUGAAGGACUACUCGCGUUUAGAGAUGACAAGGGAAUGGAGAGAGGGGAGAUCAUUACAUCUGAAUUACAAAAUGCUAUCCAGCACUCGAAAAGCUGGAUCAUUGUUUUCUCAAAGAACUAUGCUGGCUCCCGCUGGUGUCUUGACGAACUUGAGAUGAUUUUGGAGUGCAAGAACAACUCAAAGCGUCUCCUGUUACCUAUCUUCUAUCAUGUUGAUCUGUCAGAUAUUCGCAAUCAAUCUGGCUGUAUUUCUGAAGCAUUGCAUAUGCACGAAGAGAAAUUUAAGAGGCAAGUGGAUGAUACAAGAAGAAAGGAGUUGAUGGAUAAAAUAAAGCGCUGGAGGACUGCUCUUACUCAGCUUGCUAACCUGUCAGGCCUGACGUUUCCGAAUGGAACAAAUGGGUACGAAUCAAAAUUUAUACAGGAUAUAGUUAAGCGCGUCAAGGGUAAAGUGGCUUUUAACAUCUUAAGUAUCACACCUCAUCUUGUUGGAAUUGAUAGUUCAGCAAAGGCCAUAAAUUCAUGGAUAAGAAAUGGUUCCACUGGUGUGGAAGUGUUUGCACUGUACGGCAUUGGUGGAGUGGGAAAGACAACCAUUGCCAAAUACGCUUAUAACAUGAACUUCCAACUAUUUGAAGGUGGCAGUUUUCUAGAAAAUAUAAGGGAGUAUUCUGAACCAUCUGAUGGUUUAGUGUAUUUACAGAGACAGCUUCUUUCAGACAUUUCCAAGGGAAAGACACCGACCAUCAACAAUCUUAAUGAUGGCCUUUGUAAAAUUCAAAAUGCCAUUCGCGGUAGGAAACUGUUGAUAGUCUUGGAUGAUGUGAAUCAAGUUGAACAAUUAGAUGCAAUCUUUGGGCUGAGAGAGUGUUUUUACCCUGGAAGCAAAAUCGUCCUUACAACUCGGGAUGUAGAUUUGCUGAAACUGCGUGAACCUUGUACGAGACAUGCUGUGGAAACACUCAACUUUAGGGAUUCGUUAGAGCUCUUCAGCUUCCAUGCAUUCAAAGACAGGUGCCCCCCAGACUAUUACAUAGAGCACUCGGAGAGGAUAUUAGAGCAAUGUGAAGGUCUUCCUUUAGCCCUUGAAGUUUUAGGUGCUCAUCUACGUGACAAAGAUUUGGAUGUUUGGAGAAGUGCAGUAGAGAAAUUGGAUGUGAUUUCUCACUACAAGAUUCACAAAAUAUUGCAAAUAAGCUAUGAAUCUUUGGAAGACGACCGUGACAGAGAUUUAUUUCUGGAGAUUGCUUGUUUCUUUAAUGGAGAGGCCAUGUCUCAGGUGGUCAUGAUAUUGGAUGAGUGUAAAUAUCACACAAGAAUUGGAAUUGAAAAACUUGUCGACAGAUGUCUGUUGAAAAUUGAACUUGGAAAACUCAAAAUGCAUCAUUCAAUCCAGAGCAUGGGAAGAGAAAUCAUACGUCAGCAAUCACCUGGAGAUCCAGGCCAACGAAGUAGACUGUGGCAUUAUAAGGAAUCCCUCGAAGUACUAAAAGAUGAAACAGGUACUAGAGCAAUUGAAGGCUUAGCACUGGAAUUGAAUAGGACUAAUGUAUGUCAGGUGGAGUUGAGAACAUCAGCUUUCUCCAGGAUGCACAAGCUAACACUACUUAAGCUCGAUAAUGUGUGGCUAAAUGGAGGUUACAAGGAAUUCCCCAAAAAGCUGAAAUGGUUAUAUUGGCACAGAUGCCCUUUAAAAGCUUUACCCAAAGGAUUCCCUUUCGCCAGCCUUGUUGCCAUUGACAUUCAAAGUAGUAAAUUGCAAAAACUGGGGCAGGGAAGCAUGCUUUUUAAAUCACUCAAGUUUCUAAAUCUGAGCCAUUCCCAUGACCUUGUGAAAAGUCCAAACUUUGCAGAACUUAAUGUUCUGGAGCAAUUGAUCCUCGAAGAUUGUGUGAGUUUAGUCGAGAUUGAUGAAUCUAUUGGAAUGGCUGAAGGUCUUGUGUUGUUAAAUUUAAAGGACUGCAAACUACUGAAGACUCUUCCAAAUAGUAUUUGCAUGCUGAGGUUUCUGGAAACUUUAAUUAUCUCAGGAUGUUCGAAUCUUGAAAAGCUUCCCUCAGAAAUGAAAAACUUGGAAUCCUUGGAAGUUUUUUAUGCAGAUGGACUGGAUUUUGGUAAUUCAAGCUCCAGAACUCAAGAAAAUAAAUCAUGGCGAGAUUUCUUCUGGGGCUUGGUUUCAAAAUCAGAAAUAGGUCCUCAACUCUCCUUGACUUCUUUACCUUACAAAUCUAUUACUAGGUUGAGUUUGGUAAAUUGCAAUCUCCGCGACAAUGAUUUUCCCAGGGAUUCGUGUUUUGGACAAUCAGUUGAGCACUUGGACUUGAGUAAGAACCCAAUCUGCUUCCUCCCAGAUUGCUUCAAAGGUCUGAAAAGGCUCAAGAUUCUCCGCACAAUAGACUGCAACCAGCUUCUAGCACUUGAAGAUAUACCAAACAUGUUAAAGUUCCUUCAUGCUUUUUAUUGCCCGUUAUUGGAGAAAAUUACAUUUGAUGAGCCAAGCACGAGUUCAAAAUCUUUUACAUAUCCACUGGGAUGCGAUAGCUUACUUGAGAUGCAAAGCUUAUUUAAGUUUGUACCAGUCGGAAAAUUAGACUCAGAGUUUCUUCAAUGUUGUGGUAUUUAUGAUACUCAAGUGAAGAAAAAAAUCCAGAUGAAGAUGUACAAUCGUUACACAUCUAGGGUCAUGAGAUGCUCAGUCCAGGGAAUAUUUGAGGAUUCGUAUAAUGGAAGGGAAUAUUUGCCUCAUGGCAAGGCGUUCAGCAUUUUUUACCCUGGGAAGGGUGUUCCAAUAUGGUUUGAUAGGCAACGCAAGGCAUCUUCAAUAUCCUUUAUUGUAUCUCAUUCUAAACUUAGAUACUUAAACACCUGCAUUGUGUACAAGUUCAACUCGGGUCCAGAACAUCAAGUCUUUCUGGUAAUCAAUAAUAAGACCAAGGAUAGAGUUAUCAUAUAUAGUCCAGCUUGUUAUGGCAUUUCCGAGGGAGAUGAGUAUAUGACAUGGUUAAGCCAUUGGAAAUUAGGCAGUCACGAGGUGGGAGCUGGAGAUGAGAUUAGUAUUUCAAUUUUGCCCUGGAGAUUGGAUAGUAUUAAUACCAGUUUUGAGGUGAAACAGAUUGGUGUCGAUCUUGUGUAUGAGAGGGAAGAAGAGGCGCGUGUUCAUUCAGCCAAGCGACAAAAAAUGCAACAAACAUGUGACAGAACUUCUCAGUAUAUGAUCCCGGUGGAAGCAAAGCCAUAUGCACAUUAUGGAACAACACGAUUGUACUACCUCGGUAGCUGUGGUCCAUGGGGUGUAGGAGUUGAUUUUCUAAUGAAGGAAUCGUUACAGUGAACUUCACUGAUUCUACAAAUAUACGUCGUAGAAAUGUCAGUAGUGCACAUUAGAUGUUGAAAGCAGAAUUUGUGGUAUACAUGAGUAAUGUUUUUUUCAGACUGA
Molecule: messenger RNA, 4333 nt
Organism: Daucus carota subsp. sativus
Lineage: Eukaryota; Viridiplantae; Streptophyta; Magnoliopsida; Apiales; Apiaceae
Product: disease resistance protein RPV1
Exons: 5
Coding region: 776-4228 (1150 amino acids)
Biological process (GO): signal transduction; defense response
Molecular function (GO): ADP binding
Source: RefSeq, a predicted model, not a curated record